GUUUGUAGAGUAAAAUUCUUGGAAAUCUCAAUUUUUUUCUUUCUUAAAACUUGAACUAGUAAUCACUCUGCUCUCUUUGUUCUCUUUUAUCUUUCUUAGCUGAACUACAAGAAUCCCGAGGGAGAUGUGAUUUUCAUAAAAUAAAAAAUAAUGACCAGCAGAAGGAAGGAAAUAAGUUUUUAAUGAUUCUGAAAAUUCUCUUCACAAAACUGCAAGUUUUUUGAUGUAUCGUAUCUGUAAAACAAUAGUACUGUCCCAAAUGCUGGAAAAGGAAGAGAAGGUUUUUUUUAAAGUUUGAUUUAUGUUAUUUAUUUAUUUAUUUUAAGGCUGAUUGAGGCUUUUGUGCAUCACUUUAAGCCAUUAAGAAACAUCUCUGGACCUGAAUCUGCAAAACCUUUCCCAUGUUAGUAAUGGUUUCAGUGAGAUGGCUUGUGUGAGGAAAGACGCACGUGAGUAAAGGAUUGAACCUUAAACCUGUAGAAUAUCUGCACUUUUCAAAACACUCCAGCUUUCCUGGAAAUUAGGAAAUUGAGAAUCAAGGGCUAUGUGGUUGUAUGGUGCCCAUCACCUCAGUAUCUGAGUGCCUGAAUUAACUUUACACUGAAGGAUAAUUUGCAGAAGUUACAAGAAGUUAUACAUUUAUAUUAAAUUUCCAGGUAUGGGUGCAUUCUGCAUCAGUGACAAAAAGGCAGUAUGUUUCUCUGGGGUAUGAGCUCAUUCAUAUGAAGAUUUUUUUUAAACAGCAAAAAUAUAGCAGAAGUAUCCAGACCUGUGGUCCUGAUGCAGGGAAAACUCUGAGAUCAAUGAGACAUUAGCUUUGGAGGGAGCACAGUAAUGGGUAAUGAAAAUGUUUGAUAAACUGAUUUUGAGUCAAGUCCUGCAGCCCUAUGGAUUAAUCCUGUGAGGUCUGAGUGCUGUCAAGUCCUGUGGAAGCUGAUGGUUCUGGUUCUGGGGUUCCUUACAGCUCCUUUGAGCUAGCUGCAAAGCUGGAAGAAUACUGUUAUUCCCCUCAUGGAAUACUCCUGGAGUAUGGGUGCUUCCCCAGUGUUGAAGUGCUAGUGAAACUGUCCUAUGCCACAAUCCCCUUUGAAGCCACUGGCAUAUAAGGGAGGCAUAGGGUGUGUUGCUGGAGCACAUUGCACUUCUGCCUGCUCUGGCUGCUGGUCAGCCUUAUAGGGCAGAUUCAGCAGAACCUAAAUUAGAGCAGCCCCAGAGGCUGUUGUAGUUUGCUCCAAGGACUGCUCCAGUUCCCAGCCAGUCCUAUAUCUACGUACUGCAAAACUGGCAUAAAGCCACUUUUAUUACCCAUCCUGCCUUAUGUCUGCAGUGAAAUCACUUUGGCUGGCAGGGAGAAUCAGGACCAAUUGAAGGAAAACAUAAAAAUAAACACAUUCAACAGACACCUUUUAUUAAAAUGUGCAACCCCAGGGACUGGCAGAAGUGGUAUAUUUUCCUCAUUCAGCUCUGAGGGGAAGAAACAUUUGGAAAGCUGCAGCUAAACGUGGGGAAUGAUGGGGAUCUGAGUAUGUUUCCAGCAUGCAGCACGUUCCCAAAGUUUCCUCCCUGCAACUGCAUGAACUAGCGCAUCAGAUUUAGCAAACACAUUUCAGUUAUUAGAAAGAGGCCUCCUCCUUUUGCCUUUCCUGGGCUUUCUCUAUGGCUCUGUGCUCUGCUGCCUGUGUCUGGCUGGAAGUGAAAUGCACUAGAGCUGCUGCUGCUCCUUUUUUUUUUUUUUUUUUUUUGAGACUCCAAAAGGAUCUUUAUUCCCUUUCAUGUGCCGCCUCAGUCCAAUAGGAAUCCAGAGGCUGCCUGCAAGUGGUCUAAUCUCAAUGAGGUGUCAAUCAUGUUCCCUGGUGGGUGAAGUAAGGUCUUUUGUAACCGCCUCUGUCUUUGGGAAAAGAGAAGAGAGAGGAGAAAGACUUCAGCAGAGAGAGGAGGAACGCAGGACCGUGCUGCAGAAGGGGAACUGAGAUUUGAUUUUUGCUUUUGCUUUAGCAGGGGGGAAAGUGGAGCACAUGGAUUUCUAAAAACGUUGGGAUUUUAUAUAUAUAUAUAAAUAUAUAUAUAUAUAAAACCCACCACUGAAAACAGUCCAAUGAAUCGCAAUUGCAGAUCAAUGCAGAGAAAUGGGGAAACUUCACUCGAAACAUGCUGCCGUUUGUAAACCCAGAGAAAGUCCAGAAGGUGAUAGUUUUGCAGUGAACGCCUCUCUAGCUCGGAAAGGGAUUGAGGACUGGAUGGUGAAGCAGAAAUACUUCGGUAGCAGCGGGGGCAGCAGUACGGGACUCCUGCAAGGCUGCCAGCACCGGGCUGUUUGCAGGCUCUCCAGCACCAGGGAUCCGUCUGGUGAAGGUUACAGAGAGACAAUUGGUGAUGAACACUUUCGUCUAGAAGUGGCUUUGCCUCCAGAGAAGACAGAUGGAGUUUGCAGUGGAGAUGAAAAGAAAGCUGGGAAAGAAAGUGACACACGUACAAGUUCCAGGAAACAACUAAAAUUUGAAGACAUUACAAGCUUGCUUCAUACCAUCUAUGAGGUAGUUGAUGCAUCAGUAAACCACUCCCCUAGUUCCAGUAAAACUCUGCGAGUGAAGCUUACUGUGGCACCUGAUGGAAGUCAAAAGAAAAAGAGUAUCUUACUAAACCCUGCUGAUUUGCAGAGCUCUAGGCACAGAGCUGAAAGCAAAGCCAGUGAAGAGCCGAGAAGCUCUGAAAAGAAGCAGCGGGCUUCUCUCAGAUAUCACCCCGGUGACAACAACCCUGAGCAGAGUGGGUGCUAUCGCCAUUGCGUGGAUGAGAACAUUGAAAGGAGAAACCACUAUUUGGAUCUUGCAGGAAUAGAAAACUAUACAUCAAAAUUUGGACCAGGAUCUCCUCCAGCCGCUCAGAAAUAUGACCCACCAAAUAGAGUUGUGAAUCAGACUAGAUCCCGCUCUCAUGAACCUGAAAUCUUCCAUGCCCACCAUAGGAAAUCUCAAGUGGUGGACCCCAGCCACAUCAAUUUGGCUGAUGCCUCAUACGCCAAGAUUGCAGAAAUACAACAAAGGCUGCGCAAUCAGGACUCAAACAAGCACUUUGUUAGGUCUCCCAAGGUCCAGAGCAAAAGUGUAGCCUCUGUUCACCCUGGAAGGGCAGUAAGGAAUAAACCUCUUCAAGGGGCAUCCAUGCCAAUGGCUUCCCCAACUGCACGGGUGGGCCAGAAUCUUCCUUACCUCCCCAUGCAGUCCCAGCAGGCUCACAAGAAACAUAAGCAGAGGGCAAAGGAGAAUCAUCACAUGUGCAAAACCUUACAUUCUCCGGGGACAGUUGUGGAAAAAGAGCAGGUGAGAGACCUGCCCACAGUCAUUUUGUAUGAAGGCCAAGUUGGACAAAUGAUCCAGAGACAUGAACACCAUCACCACCAUGAGCACCACCACCACUAUCAUCACUUCUACCAGACAUAAAACCGAUUCCACCAACAUCCUCCAGGAAUCCCCCCAUAUGAAGGAAAUGCCUUCCUGUGACUUCAGACUAAGGCAUUAUUAUGAUUAAUAUUAUUGUUACUCCGUUAAUAUUCAGCUAGCGUAUAUUUUAGAAAUUAUAUGAAACCAUUGAAACUUACACUAUUUAUAUGUUGUGAAACUGUAUAGCUUACUUAACAACUUAUUGAUAUUGGUUUUUAAGUGGCUUGUAAAACAGCAAACAGCCAUAGCUUUCUGAGCUGUGAUUUAAUGCAGGUCAUCAACGCACUUCCUUUACAAGUACUUCCUUCAUUGUAUUAGAAAAAGAUACUUCAAACAACACUGCAGACAUCUAGCUUACCAGUCUGCCAUAUGUCGGCUUAUUGCACACAAGCCUUUUAUCAGGGGAGCAAUGUUCGAAGGUUUGGACUCCGGAAAUACUCAGAAUAACAGAAAAUACAAACAGCUGCUACCUCUAGUAUUAUUCAAAUUUUCUUUUCUUUUUAUUGAUUGUAAUGUGCUACAAGGGGAUUUUAAUAUACUGCAUUCAUGUAGCCUGUUUGUGUUGUACUUUCACAUCUUUUCAAGCUAUCUUAAUAAUUACAAGGAAAUAUUAGCUAUAUUUGUCAACAGAGCUACAUUUUACAACUGAUACUUUUUUUUUCCCUUCAAGGUUCUUUACUGACUCAAGUCCAGUCUGUUAGAUAUUGAGUAGUAUUUAAAUAUACUUCAUUUUUUCUUUUAUUUACUCUCCAUUCUGCAUUGGGAAACCAUCUUAGAGGAAAGAAAAGAGGUGGAUGUGAAAUGGGUUUUUUCAAAACCAUCACUAAAUCUUAAUGCUUGGGCCAUAACUAACAUUCAUUGUUUUGUUUUGUUUUUAAUCCACAAUUCUUUGUUUUGAGAAAGAAUUGGAGGAAAAUAUACUUUCUCACUUUAAAUGUUGGCAAAUAUAUAUAAAAAUAUAAAUAGAUAAAUAUAUAUAUAUAUAUAUACACACACACUCUCAGGUACAUUUUCUUGUGUUUUAGAAAUCUGUGGUUUGAAUAUUAACAUUAUUUUUUUCUUACAGCAGUGACUUUUUAGGUAUGUUAUAAAACACAUAACCCCUGGCAUUUUCUUGAUGCCUGCAAUUUGUGUUUCCCCAGCAGCUACAGCUUUGCUCUGCUCCUUUUUUAAAGACAAUUCCACAUGUAAAGAACGCUGCUCAGUCAUUCAGGCCUCUACCACUCUUUUCAUAUCAAAGGGCUUCCAUUCCACAAAGUAAAAUGAGGCUAGACCUAUGAGACCAUUAUUGGCUGCUGAGAAAUUUAAAGGUCAAAUGCAAUUGGAAAACAGUGUGACAAAAAAGUCAGUAAAUCUGAGUUUUGCUUUCUCUGAGGCUCAGAUUUGUAGUACAUUUGUACAGUGCAGGCAAAAGUGACUAAAUAGCAACUGCUCCAUUUCUUUUGGAACUAAAAAAUAGAGUUCUGAUCACAUAAAAAUGUAACUGUUCUAUCAAACAUAUUUGCUUUUGGUUUUAGUUUCUUUUAAUUAUUUGUGUGUUUUGUCUACAAUGUAUAGUGUGAAAUGUUACUAUCUCCCAUUUUUAAGGGCCCUUUAUGAAUAGGGCAUGUUUUGUUGCAACUACAGUCUUGAUCAGUUCAAGAUGGGAGAUUUUCCUGCUGCUGAGCAUUAAAACUGUUAGAAGGAUACUGUCCUAGGGAAGAACACAGAGACAUCAGCAUUUAAAGAAAACAAUAUUGAAAGCCUUGCCUGCUUGUGGAAUUGGAGAGAAAUCACUGCUUGUGGGCAAUUAGUUCCAUCUCAUUUCUCCCCAAACCAGCAGUUGUUUAGACUUAUUGUCCCUUUUAAAAAUCUGGUUUAUUUUAAUUUCUUUUUUAGACGUCGACAUUGUGUUCUGUUAAACCUAGCAAAAUGUUUUAAAGUGUGUUUGAUCUGUGUGACAACUAUACUGUUCUGUUUAUUUUUUAAAUUCCUAAGUCCAAAAAUAUUUAUAUGCAGAAUUUUCUGUAUUGAAAAUAUGAAAAGGCCACAAAUUUGGUUAGUUACCACUGAGUUGUUCUAGUCUAAGCCUAUUUUGCUGCUUGUGUAUCAUUCUUUUUCAAUGUAUAUAUAAUUAUGGACUGCAAAAAAAGGCAUUUACAUGUCUAGUAGAAGGAAUAAGCUUAUUUAUAUUAUAGUGUUAACAAAGUCUGAUGUAUUCAAGUGACUUAUGUUAUACCGCAUGCAAACACACAAGUGUACAUUCCAUCUGAAAAGGGAUGCCACGCUAUCUGUUCCUGAGAUGUAAGUGAUGCUGUUCUCUUUUCAGCAGAGUCUUUGCCAGCAUUCUGCAAUGUUAACAAAAGGAAAAUUGUUGAUUUUUUAAAAAUACACAGAUCAUUGCUGGCCAAAAUAUUGGAAAUCUAGAAUAUAUUCAGCUUCAAGCAGGGGCUUGGGAGAGGGAGGAAUGUAGAAUGGGCAAGAAUUGCUCUAAACCCCAAAGAUAUUCUGCCAGAAAAGAUAACAUCAGUAGUAACAAACUCCCAUCUAAUCUAAACAUGUCCCAAGUUAAUACCAAUGAAAGUGGACUCUUAGAACAGUGAAUCACAAUUGAUCAUAAGCCACAACUUUUAACCUGAUUUAUUGUUUGAUAUCUAAAAGAUAGACUCUGCUUUGCUUAUAUUCUGUGAAGUACAAAUGAAUUUUAAUAACCUGGCAUCCCCACCCAAAAAUUUGCACCAGCCACAUACGAACAUACAGUAGCUCAAUACCAUGUUGCAUUUGUGUUACACGCAUCAAGUGUGAAUAACGGCUUAUGCAGCUCAGGUUCUUUUCACAGAACCCUAAGUUUCCGUAUCUUUUAAAAAUGUUUGCUUUUCAGUAUUUUGUAUAGUAAAUAUAGAUGGUUUUGACUAAAUGCUUUAUUUAUUUAAUAGCAAAAACUGUGCCAAGAGAAACUCCUGUUAAUUAAAGUUUUAC
Messenger RNA from Dermochelys coriacea (leatherback sea turtle), 6398 nucleotides. RefSeq names its product NKD inhibitor of WNT signaling pathway 1 (gene NKD1). Gene Ontology annotation, cellular component: cytoplasm. Gene Ontology annotation, molecular function: calcium ion binding. Bases 2127 to 3440 code for a protein of 437 amino acids. The transcript is spliced from 9 exons. The record is from RefSeq and is a predicted model, not a curated record. Gene Ontology annotation, biological process: negative regulation of Wnt signaling pathway. NCBI's taxonomy places the organism in Eukaryota, Metazoa, Chordata, Testudines, Dermochelyidae.